This is a messenger RNA of Tribolium castaneum (red flour beetle), 2038 nucleotides long. Its product is annotated as 5'-3' exonuclease PLD3. The coding region runs from base 66 to 1832 and encodes 588 amino acids. Gene Ontology annotation, molecular function: catalytic activity. The transcript has 8 exons. Lineage: Eukaryota; Metazoa; Arthropoda; Insecta; Coleoptera; Tenebrionidae. The record is from RefSeq and is a predicted model, not a curated record.
GCCAUCAGUUCGAUCAAGUCCACUUAGCACACGUGCAAAUGUUCCUCCAACCGGGCUAAAAAAAAAUGCCGCACUUUUGGGACUAUUUCUCAAAAAGUCCGCGCAAACAACGCAAUUUGCAAGACGGUCUGUUUCAAAUCGCGUCGCAAACAUGCAAUUUGCUCGUUCAAGUGAACAACACCAACAACAUAAGUUACGGAAAUGGCAGUACAAAUAUUCAUCUCAACGAUAUCUCCAUCCCUAUCACGCGUCCCGAAAUUCCCACGCCGCAAAAUGACACCGACAGGGAGCAGCUGCUGGUGCUCAUACCUCGGAAAAUGUCCAAAAUCAAAGGACCAGGCUUGGGAAAGCGCCUAUCGACUGUGUUAGAAGACCAGGGGGGCAACCACGACGACGACAAUCACCUAUGGGGCCACGGCUACAACCAGGACUGUGACGGCAGCCCCGUCCGAAACAGAUGGGGCCAGAAAAACAAGUGGUGUCGGCCUUCCUGUAUCCCCAUUUCGCUAAUUUGCAUUCUGAUCUUCCUCGUAGUUCUUUUACCGCUCUUAGACCACGCCACUGAACGGGCUUUGGAGGACUUGAACAGGGCUGUAGUGGAACCCUGUAACACUUGCAGUGUGUCUUUAGUCGAGAGCAUUCCCGAAGGUCUAACGUUCAACAACAGCAUUGUUCACACUUCGACGUUCGAAACGUGGUUCAAUUUAAUCCAGUCGGCUGAGAGUUCCAUCGAAAUAGCGUCGUUUUACUGGACUUUGAGGCAGUCAGAAGUGUACCCUGACCCGUCCUCGGUCAAGGGCGAGAUUAUUUUCCAAGCGUUGUUGAAGGCGGGAACCGAUCGGAAAAUCUCCAUAAAAAUUGCACAAAAUUCGCCGACGCAAGACAAUCCAAAUGUGGACACUGAGCUUCUAGUUAAGCGCAAGGCGGCUCAAGUGAGGAGUUUAAAUUUUGCGAAAUUGCUAGGUGGGGGCGUUUUGCAUACGAAGUUUUGGAUUAUUGAUAGGAAACAUGUGUACAUUGGGAGUGCUAACAUGGACUGGAGGGCUCUGACUCAAGUCAAAGAAAUGGGGUUGGUGAUUAAUAAUUGUAGUUGUCUGGCUGAGGAUCUGGGGAAGGUUUUUGAUGUGUAUUGGAAAUUGGGCGAAGACGGAGCGAGAAUUCCCGAUCAAUGGCCGUCCAAUUUAUCCACAAAUAUUAAUGUGAAUACUCCUAUGAACCUUACUCUAAGUAAUGAAACGUUUCAAACGUACAUAUCGAGUUCACCGUUGUCUUUCAACCCUUCUGGUCGCACCAACGACAUCGACGCCCUACUCAGCGUCAUCAAGCACGCCGAAAAAUUCAUUUACAUCGCCGUAAUGGACUACUUUCCUCUAACCAUCUACACGCCGAAAAUAAAAUUUUGGCCAAAAAUCGACGAUGCCUUGAAAACGGCCGCCAUCGAACACCAUGUCAAAGUAAAAAUGUUGAUCAGUUGGUGGAAUCAUUCGCGUUCAUCUGAAGACAAUUUCUUAAAAUCACUCGCUUCCAUUAACUUGGCAUAUCCUAGAGUAUUGAUCGAAGUGCGACGAUUUAUUGUGCCUUCAAAUAAAGAACAAGCAAAAAUACCUUUCGCGCGAGUUAAUCACAACAAAUACAUGGUCACUGAUAAUACCGCUUUUAUAGGGACUUCUAAUUGGUCGGGAGAUUAUUUUAUCGAUACAGCGGGCGUUUCAUUUGUUUUGCAUGACCCGGUGUUUGACAGGAACGGCACUGAGGCCACUCUAAGGAGCGAAUUGCAAGCCGUGUUUGAAAGAGAUUGGAACUCUAAUUACUCAGUUCCGUUGAAAUUAUAAUUAUAUUUUUUUCAUUGGUUUACUAAGACUCAAUAUUCAUUUGAGACAAUAAGUCAGCGUAUUGUUUUUUUUUGAAAAGUGACAAGUGACAUUAAGUGCCUCACUAAAUUGUAUUUUUUAAACUUUUGCUCAUAAAUAAGUCAAUGUAUUCCGUCAAAAUAACACAAUGUUUGAAUCUUCGUGAAAAUAAAUAUUUGGGAACUAAA